Molecule: messenger RNA, 1020 nt
Organism: Penicillium argentinense
Lineage: Eukaryota; Fungi; Ascomycota; Eurotiomycetes; Eurotiales; Aspergillaceae
Exons: 3
Coding region: 1-1020 (339 amino acids)
Source: RefSeq, a predicted model, not a curated record
AUGACCCUGUCGCAGCCGAGUUCGGCGGAGAAAACCAUUCGCAAAAUCGACAUCGCCCAGGUCUCGCUGAGUCUACAGGACCGCCUCGGCUUAGCCAAACUCAAGUACCAGCAUGGCCGGCUUCAUGGCCUGAACAGCAACUCGCCCUUGGAUAGCGACAAGCCCUCCGAUUCCUCAUCCGACUUCUCACGGAGCCGCUGCGAGACCCCCUUUACCUCUCCUCCCCUUCGAGCCGCUACCUACUCCAAGGAGCUGCCACGAUCAGCCCGCAACAAGCAUGCCGUGACCUUCAACUCCCGGGUCAUGCAGCCCAUGCUGUCGGCCAGUCGGAAACGCAUGCGGUCCGAUUCAGCCAACGAACGCCCUGCGAAGGCUGCUCGAGUCUCCUGGAAGAGUUCCUACCAGUUGCCCGAGUCGUCUCCUGGUCUCAAUCGACACCUCACGGCCCGACCGAACCAUAUCCCUUUCAUGUCGGAGGCCCCCAUCCCCGAAAUGUCAUCUCCCGUCUACCAUGGUCCCUCGGACGAGGAGAACGACCCCGACCUGCCCUUGCAUAGCUUUCAGAAUGUGAGCUCCAUGGUGGGCUCGUCGCCUCCCCGAACCCCGCCUCCCAAGCACGCACGUCUGCCACGCAAUGAUCGUGCUGGGCAGCACGAGGAUGGAGCCGAUCUUCUUUUGUAUCUUGCCAAUUCACCCACGCCAGCUCGUGUCGCCCGUAGCUCGCAUAAUCAGACUUUCCCGCCCUCCACUCCUCCCAGCCAACAUGCAGGUCUGCCUUCGUUGACCCCCAAUCUCGGAACCCCCGGCCAGCAAUUCAAUUUUGCCGAUUUCGUGAAUCCCUGCUCAGCCGGCGUGGGGGGUCGCACUCCGGGCAACCCGGCUCGAACGCCUCUUUCCACUAAGGAUGCUCGCAAGCGACUGAACUUUGAUGCUCUCGUGCCUCCUAGCAAUACCUCCAGCCCUCGGACUCGCCAGGAAAGCGGGCUGGCUCUGCAGCUGGGCGGCGAGCUACGACCCUAA